Nanorana parkeri is the source of this 1698-nucleotide messenger RNA. RefSeq names its product neurexin-1-beta-like. Lineage: Eukaryota; Metazoa; Chordata; Amphibia; Anura; Dicroglossidae. The record is from RefSeq and is a predicted model, not a curated record. The annotation marks the transcript as partial. The transcript is spliced from 2 exons.
GUGUUCAUUUUUUUCUUGCAGAGUUCUGAUGACCUCUUGGUUGCCUCUGCUGAGUGCCCCAGUGAAGAUGAUGAGGACAUCGAUCCGUGUGAGCAGAGCUCAGUAAACCCAACAAGAGCAGGUGGGAGAGAUAUUCCAGGCUCAGCGGAGGUCAUCAGGGAAUCUAGCAGCACAACCGGCAUGGUCGUUGGCAUUGUAGCUGCUGCCGCCCUGUGCAUCCUCAUCCUCCUUUAUGCCAUGUAUAAGUACCGAAACAGGGAUGAAGGCUCAUAUCAUGUUGAUGAGAGUCGAAACUACAUCAGUAACUCAGCACAGUCUAAUGGGGCUGUGAUUAAAGAAAAACAACCCAGCAGCGCUAAAAGUUCAAACAAAAAUAAGAAAAACAAGGACAAAGAAUAUUACGUCUGAUCCCAGCCGCUUAACGAACACGUGUAUAGAAAUAGUCUUCAUUUUAUCUGAGACAUAAAAUUAACAAACUUAUUUACUUUACUUUUUAUGAAGCACAUUGAAAAUAUAAAAAAAAAAUCAAGAAGACAGGGAAUGCGAUCAGAAAAGAAAGACUGUUUUUAAAAAAAAUGGAAAACAAAUGGAUAAAAAUAUAUAUAAAACAAGCACAUCAUGGUUUUGUUUCGCAGAAACAGGAGCCACUUAAGAUAUCCAAUUAUCUACAAUGUUUUCAUAUAUUCUGCCCGUCCAUUUAUGCGAUUGGAAUGUUUUGGAAAGACGAUGAUAAGACAAAGCAUUCUUCAAGCACAGAAAGAAAAUCCAACUUUGAGGCACAAUUCAAAUCUAAAAAAAAAAUUCCAAUGUUCAGGCACAAUUAAAAUAAACAAAAUCAAAGAAGCUACCUAUGAUUCUGGAUGCAGCCAAAGUGCUUGUGCCCAAUUCAACAUGGAAGUUUGUACGCCAGCAAAAACUUGUCUGAACUUGCAAACAGCGGCUUGAAGCAAUGGGGCAGCUGUGCAAUCAUGGAGACAUGUCUGGCUUUUCUGAAAACAAAAGCUGGCUUUUCUGAAAACUUUAAAAAAAACUUUCACAAAGACCCCUUUCUGGUUGUGAAGAGUAUGUUACGGAGGCCUUAUUUUCACAAAUACAGAACAUAAGGCCCUUUUUCAAAAUUAAAACAAGAGGGAUAGAUGCAAUCAUUGAAAAUGUUCAUGCACGCUUAAUAUGUUACUACAUAUGUUUAUAUAAAACACAUCUAUAUGUGCUUUCUGGACUGUGAUAAGUGAUGUUUUAUAGCCUGUUGUAUAGCAAUGCAAAAUAUAUCUGCUCUUCAGCCAUUUUUGGUAAACUCAAUGUUCUAAGUGUUCCUAGGUAUAGACAGUUUUCCAAUGUCUGACCCAACAGACAUAUUUCAGUUUCUUGCUGCCAUUACCCAAUUUUUAUCUUUUAUUUUUAAAUUCUUGUGAGUAUGCCGCUGGGGGAUGUGUAUGAAUGUAAAAAAAAUGUUAAUAUUAUACAGCACAAUAGCCAACAUUCCACUGCAGCCAAGUUCCAGUAUGGCGAGCCACAAGGUGUGAAAGUAUAUAACAUUGUCCAAACCAUUAAAAAAAAUCCAAGUUACUGCAACAGGCAUUCUGUAAUUCUUUAUGCUAGAUAAUUAACUGUAAGGACCUUUUAGUUUUUAACUAUGACAUGACAUGCCUUUUAUGUGUUUAAACAAAUAUUAUUUUAAAAAAUGGACCUUGAUCUUAU